Hyposmocoma kahamanoa is the source of this 3789-nucleotide messenger RNA. RefSeq names its product GATOR complex protein WDR59 (gene Wdr59). Lineage: Eukaryota; Metazoa; Arthropoda; Insecta; Lepidoptera; Cosmopterigidae. The coding region runs from base 94 to 2979 and encodes 961 amino acids. The transcript is spliced from 12 exons. Gene Ontology annotation, molecular function: protein binding. The record is from RefSeq and is a predicted model, not a curated record.
GUUUAGUUUGGUGUCACAAACUAUUUGGUGUCUUUUAUGAGAAUAGUGUUUAUGCUAUUUAAAACACCUUGAAGAUUGUUUUGUCAAGGAAUAAUGUCUGUGCACUGGAGUUCAGAAAUAGCAAAAUGGGAAUACCGGGAAUUACAGGCAUCUGCUAUGUCCGUGGACUACACGGGAAACAACGUCCUUCUAGCGGGACGUAGGUGGCUUGCCAUCAAACAAAUUAAUCUAGAGGAAGACGCCGGUGACAUAGUAAAAAAGUACCCUCGUCAAAGUAAAUACGACGCCGCUGGUGCUGAGUGGUGUCAAACAUACCAAGGGCAGAAACUUUGUGCCAUAGCAAGUAACCAGAGAGUGGAUGUGUAUGAAUGGCGCAGCGGCAACGACCUCACGUGUAUAAGUUCGCUGCGCGGCCACACUCGUGUUGUUAGCGACACACACUUCCACAGACAGGACCACAACCUUAUUGCUACUUGUUCUAUAGACACCUUCACACAUUUAUGGGACUUGCGAGAUGCUAGAAAACCUGUAGUAUCAUUAUGUGCUGUAGCUGGAGCCUCACAAGUACAGUGGAACAAAGUAGCAUCUCAUUUAGUAGCCACAGCACAUGAUGGAGACAUAAAAAUUUGGGAUUACAGGAAAAACUCAGCUCCCAUACAUUACAUAUCAGCCCAUUUGUGCAAGAUCCAUGGUGUGGAUUGGAGUCCUCAUCAUGAGUACCAACUUGUCACAUCUAGUCAUGAUGGAAGUAUCAAGUACUUUGAUAUUAGCAAUUCACGAAGGCCUGAGAAUAUUAUAAUGACUAACUUCCCUGUUUGGAGAGCUAUUUACACACCAUUUGGUAGUGGACUUUUAACAAUUGGUGUCGGGUGGGGUGGUUUGCCUAGAGCUGAACAGUCUGGAGUCAUUGGUAUUUGGGUGGGUGGUACACUUACACACAGAUUAGUUGGACAUACAGAUACUGUCCAGACAAUGGUAUGGAGACCAAACACAGCUCCGUCAAAUUAUCAACUUAUUACAUGGGGCCGAGACCAGUCACUAAGAGUGUGGUCAAUGCAUCCUACGCUCUUGAAGAUGUGCAACCACUACUUGCCAGAUGACACUGAAGGUGAUGAUAACAAUAGUGACACUGGUAGCUGUACUUCAACUGUUGGUUCAAUGAAUGAUCUAUCUAGUGAUAAUAAAGGUCAUGACAUUCAAAUGAAUAAACUUUCAAAUAAAUCUACAACAAUUGAUGAAGAAUUUGAAUCCAUUCGGGAAAUGGCUAACAUUGAAGUAACAGACAUGAACACUGAAACAAGGACUUGCCAGAUUCAUUCUGAGCGCAAUGGUUACACAGCCAAUCUUCAAGUCACAUUUCCAAAGAAUGUAUCUGAACAAACCAUACCAAAGUUUUCUUGGCUUUCUGGGACUAAUGUUGAUGGGCCAACAACAGUAAAAAUACUUCAGGCCAUUAACAGAACGGCUUAUCGUAAAAAGAAAGAAGGUCAUAGAUGUCUGCUACACUGCCUAAAGACAUUAGCUACUUCUAUUGAUGAGAUACCAGUAAAAUCAAGUGACGAUUCUGACUCAAUGAAAUCAAGUCAAAGAAGUCAGUCUGAAAGCGAAAACGCCGGCGACUCGUGUAUUCCGUUUCCUCGUACAUGCGGAGCUAAGUGGUGUUGCGUUAGCACUUUAGUCGUCUUCAAUCGACCAACAAAUGCUAGGAGGCUGUCUUUGAAACAUGAGGCCGGAACUCCCAGAUCAAUGUCUUCAUUGUCAUUAACACCAGCGCUUUUUGGAACGGGUUAUACCUCUGUGUCGCCACUUGCUACCACUACUCCGUCUCCUACAAACGCGUCAGGAUUUCCUCAACUACAUCAUAGACAUCCUUCAAAUUCUAUAACUACAUUUUACUUUCAAGAUAGAUGGAAGACACCAGGACGCCGUACUGGAAGUAUGCGCAGCCGCGGUAGUAUAUCAGGCAUUGCAGCUCCACGUGUGGUCCUGUAUGCUGCAACAAAUUUAUUCCCACUAAACCGGACCCUUGCAGAAAGAUAUGUGGUCAACGCCGAAAAUCCUGUUUGUAUGUACUUUGAUAGCAAUGUUUACAUUUUGGAUAUGUGUGAGAAUAACGCACGAAUAGCCGCAGAGGAAGGGGAAAGCGAGUUAGCGCAUGCCUGGGGACUUGCAGGACUCGCUGCUCAGUCACUCAAGGCACGCGUUGUAGACCACCUCGCCUCGAGUGAAGAAAGCAUGGGCUGGGUGGGACAUCCACUUUGUUGCAACCUUUUGCAAUCAUUAAUAUCACACUACGCCAAAGCGUCAAAUCUUCAAAUGGCUGCGAUGCUCGCCUGUGCGUUUUCGGUCUUCAAUGAGUCGAGUAACUCCAGCUCUCUGUCUACUAUCAGUACAUCUAGUUAUGGCAAUGGUACAUCUCCUUAUAGCACGGUAAAUCAAUUUAGCGAAAUCAGCGCGGACGGGUGGACAUUGCCCACACUCCGAAGUAAUUCGUGUUCAGAAGCUGAAAACUUCUACACAGACUCUACAGUCUCUAGAGAGAAAUUCGAUCGAGGAGCAGCUUGUAUAGUUGACGAACAAGUCGUACACGCGUACCAUUGCUUCAAGCGAGUUUAUGCCGAUAUCUUGCAUCACUGGCAACUUCUGUACAAAAAGACUGAGGUAAUGAAGCUAGUAGGCUGCAAGCACGACGCUACGCACGGGACACACUUAGGGCCGGAGGUGGCGGCGGAGUGCGCGUGGUGCGGGCGCCUGGCGCGCUCGCCGGUGUGCUCGUCGUGCCGCCGCCUGGCGCUGCGCUGCGCCGUCUGCGCGCUCGGCGUGCGCGGCCUCGCCUGCGCGUGCGUCUACUGCGGCCACGCGGGACACGCCCACCACAUGCUAAAGUGGUUUUCAGAACACGAUACAUGUCCAACCGGCUGUGGCUGCAAGUGCCUGCUGGAAGGCAGUCCGGCAUGGAAGGGCGUCAAAUACGCAUAGCAUACGAGGUAACAUUACAAGUACCUGAAAAAUAGAACGUUUAUACAGGACUUACUCCGAUAUAAAGCGCUCAUUUGGUUUGGUAUACUAUUUCUUGCGUAUAUUUAGUUGUUUUAUAUUAUAUUUUUACGUAUUCUCGACGUGAACCACUUUAUUUUUAUCUCGAAAACCCCUUGGUUACGUAAAAUAGACCUAUUAAAGAACGUUUUGUAAGCAAGGAUCGUAGCAAAUAAGAACCGAUAAAUUAAAAAUGUACCUAUAGACUGUCUUUUUUUAAGAGGGACUAAAAUGACAUUUGCAGGGUUGCCAGUUGUUAUAAAAUUUUUAAGUCAUGUACUUGUUGUCGACAGUUUUAUCGAGAGAUUGUGAAAGAAGCUAAAUUUUGCCAAUGUUUGAAUUGUGAAGUCAGAUGUUCUAAUGAUUACCUACUAAUUGUGUUAUUGCCUUCUUCAUUCUUAUUUUGACACUUGUAUACUAAUAUCGAAAUCAAUUUUUAUUCAUAUGCAUUUUAACAAGAACAGGCGGAUUUGAUUGAUAUUGAAUUCAAAUGAAAACACUUUGAAAUAUGUUUCCUUUUUCUAUUUUAGACAAUUAGACUUAGUCCUAAAUGCAGCGUAUAUGUAUAGAUGUGUGAAUUUACAAAAAUUGACAAUUCGAAUGAACCUUUUCCCAGCGGUUGAACGAAUAACUGACGAUGAUUAAAAAAAAGAGUUCGGCUAUUUAUUGCAUUAGCGUGACCAACAUUCAGUCGAUAGACAAAGAAAAUUAUCGACUGCAAUCACUAGCUACUUGGAAGUGGGCAACACUUUU